Messenger RNA from Rhinocladiella mackenziei CBS 650.93, 756 nucleotides. RefSeq lists its product as uncharacterized. The record is from RefSeq and is a predicted model, not a curated record. The transcript has a single exon. Lineage: Eukaryota; Fungi; Ascomycota; Eurotiomycetes; Chaetothyriales; Herpotrichiellaceae. The coding region runs from base 1 to 756 and encodes 251 amino acids.
AUGGAGGCAAAGAUGAAGAAGCUCGUUCGUUCUCUCUUUUCUCCAAAAACAAAACCUAUCUCAAGUCCUUCGGACUCAAUCCCCCCAAACACACAUCUCUUCUUUCGGCAAUGUCCACAUACUACGCCUCCAACACCGCGGCCCGGGAAAAUCCCUCCCGUCCUACAGAUUGAAUUGCUUGGCCAAUCCAAGAAAGACCAAUUCCAACUCCAAGGUCAAGGUCAAGGUCAAGUCCUCGGUGUUCCAAAUGGCAAGUCUACACCCCCUGCAGCAGACUCAGAUAUCAGACAGUACCUGACCGCACCCCCCCGAUGCCUGGACUGCACACUCGAUCUCGCGCGCGAGAAACAACGCACGAUCCAUGAGGUGAUUGGCAACGACAUCGCGGGCUGCCGUGCAAGGAUUUUUGAACUAACAGCUCAACUUGCGACUAGCACCGUAAUCGACUCAGAGACCGCGGAGAUGUUGAAUAAGGAAAUCGCCACGCAGCAGUUGCGUCUAGCUGAGCAUAUCCAAACUCGGCACCGUGAGGUGCGCGCAGUUUGGGACAAUGUCAAGACAGAGUGGGAGGGGGCGGCGAGGGGUGUGGUGCGAGGCGAUGGAUCCGGAGAAGGUGAAGAGAGGUGCCACUUUGAAUUCGAGCCUGUACCUCAAGGUCCCCUAGGUGUUCGUGAUGGGGAGGCUGAGGUUGAGAGCGAAGCAGAGGAAAGUUGGCGGGUUCUAGUCAUUUGGACACCUCUUGAGGAGGGGAGUUGA